Empidonax traillii (willow flycatcher) is the source of this 573-nucleotide messenger RNA. It is a transcript of the gene RPS16, whose product is annotated as ribosomal protein S16. The record is from RefSeq and is a predicted model, not a curated record. Gene Ontology annotation, molecular function: RNA binding; structural constituent of ribosome. Bases 83 to 523 code for a protein of 146 amino acids. Gene Ontology annotation, cellular component: cytosolic small ribosomal subunit; ribosome. NCBI's taxonomy places the organism in Eukaryota, Metazoa, Chordata, Aves, Passeriformes, Tyrannidae. The transcript is spliced from 5 exons. Gene Ontology annotation, biological process: maturation of SSU-rRNA from tricistronic rRNA transcript (SSU-rRNA, 5.8S rRNA, LSU-rRNA); translation.
CCGCUCCCGCCGCACCCCGUCCCGCCGGGGCCCCGCGGCGCUGACCCCACUCUCUCUCUCCCUCUCUCUUGCAGGAGCAGCCAUGCCGGCCAAGGGCCCCCUGCAGAGCGUCCAGGUGUUCGGGCGGAAGAAAACGGCAACGGCUGUUGCUCACUGCAAGAGAGGGAAUGGCCUCAUUAAAGUGAAUGGAAGACCUCUGGAAAUGAUUGAGCCCAGAACUCUGCAGUAUAAACUGCUUGAACCUGUCCUCCUCCUGGGGAAGGAAAGGUUUGCUGGUGUUGACAUCAGAGUCCGUGUGAAGGGUGGUGGCCAUGUAGCACAGAUCUAUGCUAUCCGUCAAGCUAUUUCCAAAGCUUUGGUGGCUUACUAUCAGAAGUAUGUUGAUGAAGCUUCCAAGAAAGAGAUCAAGGAUAUUCUAAUCCAGUAUGAUAGGACUCUGCUGGUUGCAGAUCCUCGCCGUUGUGAAUCCAAGAAAUUUGGGGGACCUGGUGCUCGUGCACGCUACCAGAAGUCUUACCGUUAAAAUUGUUCUACACUCAUGAGAAGUCAAUAAACAUAAGAAAUUUGAUAAUU